Molecule: messenger RNA, 1521 nt
Organism: Cuscuta campestris
Lineage: Eukaryota; Viridiplantae; Streptophyta; Magnoliopsida; Solanales; Convolvulaceae
Source: the annotation of a GenBank genome assembly
ACUACACACAGAGAGACUUGGGGAGACUCAUCAUCGCCAUUCUCACCUACUAGGGGUUUUUCUUCUUCUUCUUCUUCUUCAGCGCCAAUCCGGCAACUGUAAUCGGCCUGUGUUCUCAUCGGUUUUCGUAUUUUAAUUGCUUGGGAAUUUGAUUGUGCCGACGUUUUGAGGCGCUUUCAGUAGAGAUUGUGAAGUUGCUUGCUAUGUUGCAGGAAAUGGAGAGCGCGAUUCCUCCCGCCGCGAGCUUCUUCCACUACUCCCCGACCGGCGUUCUCCAGGACCCGUUUCACAGGUCGCCGCCUCCUCUUACGGAUCGUGAAAGAUAUUUGACAGAAUUAUUUCAAGAGAAGAAUAAGUUGGGACCAUUCUUGAAAUUACUCCCCGCGUGCAACAUACUUCUCAAUCGAGAAAUUGCUCGCGUUUUGGGAUUGCUGUCCAACGAAUUUGCAAACCAUGGAUGUAUAGGGUUUGAGUAUGGUCUCCCUGGGCAAUACACCAAUGGCAUGCCAUUAAAUGUAGAUCCAUGGAGUACUCCCAUACAAACAGAGGAAAAUAAACUUCACAAAAUGGCUGCGUUUCACGCUUCUCCUUUAGAUUGGGUUGUAGCACAAGGACCUGCAACAACUCCUAUCGUGAGGCGGGUCAUCAGAUUGGAUGUACCUGUAGAGAAGUACCCAAAUUAUAAUUUUGUAGGACGAAUUCUCGGACCACGUGGUAACUCCCUAAAAAGAGUCGAAGCCAUGACAGAAUGCAGAAUAUACAUUAGAGGGCGGGGCUCAGUGAAGGAUUCAGUUAAGGAGGAGAAGUUAAAAGAUAAGCCUGGGUAUGAACACCUUAAAGAACCAUUGCACAUCGUUCUGGAAGCUGAAUUUCCCGAGGAUAUCUUAAAUGAUCGUGUGGAUUAUGCUGUGAAAAUCCUGGAAGACCUUCUAAAGCCUGUGGAUGAACCUAUGGAUCACUAUAAGAAACAGCAGCUAAGGGAACUGGCCUUGCUCAAUGGAACCCUCCGGGAAGAAAGCCCGAACAUGAGCCCAGGAAUGAGCCCGGCCAUGUCUCCAUUUAAAGAUACAGCGUUGAAACGUGCCAAGACUGGAGCAUAACAACCAAUGUCUAUUCGCGCUUGCGGGUCCCACUUUCUCCUCAUUCUUUGCCAACCAGGCUCAAGGACACACUCCUCAGUUUAGUCAAUUCUGGACUCAACAACAGCAAGCAAUGUGUGCAACUACUCAGCCAGUGCAGCUCAUUUGGAUGGGGGCAAACAUGGUAUUUUGCUUGGCCCUUGGAUUAGAUAUUUAGAUUCCAGUUUUACAUCAUCAAAAUACAAUAAUUGGGUUUUCAUUUAUGACCAGUUUUGUGUUGGUAGAUAGUCAGAAGUGCAUUAACUGACCACAGAAGACAUAAAUAUUUGAUUUUGAUAAAGCUUGAUUGACUCAUUACAUUGAUUGAUAAAUUCUUAAAUGGCAAGGUCCACUUAAGAUUUCUUGGACUAUUUUUUAGCACUAAUGAAUAAUUUUUGGACUU